ACUGUCGUGCUGUUCUCUGUGCAUGAGAGUAUCAGCAUAGGAUACAACGUGUUCCAUUUUUAAAAACUUUAAAGCUCCAAACUUGGAAAAUGCAACGACGACGCAAUACUUGGAAUACACAACUAAUUAUUUUGUCAUUUCUUUGGGUUUUUCAUAUCAGACAAUUUUUUUUAUCAAUUUUGCUGGAAAAUUUUCCUCAAUUUUAUUUUGCAUGAUCUAACAUCCUCUCAACUACUUAAUUUUUUCCUUUUCUCCGCCCCUUUCUCUCUCUCUGGAUUUUUCACAGAGGGAGAGGGACACCAAAUUACCCACAAUUACAAUGUCCAAAUGAUCAGAUAAAAAUCAAUAUAAAUUAUUUUGGGACAGGUGAUCUUGAAUUUCAGUAUUUGAUGUAUAAUGGGCGGUUGUUAUUCUACACAUGCAAAACCCAUCAGGUCACGUAAGAAAUUGCGCUAUCUAUCCACCAAACGCCGCAGAAGAAUACCAAAUUUGGUUGCUGAUGAAAAAAAUAAGCGAAUCGAUGACGCCGGAAACUAUUUAACUGAUAUAGCUGUCAGUCAAUUUCUCCAUAUGGACAUUGGGAAGGGUGAGACGACUGCUUGCCGAAGAUCUGAGUUGUUAAAUUCAUCAAUUCUUCUGAGGCAGUGGCAUCAUGGUCAUAUUGAUACUAACGGAAUUUCUUUAGAGGAAGCAUGGUUUGAUUCAAUCAGUGUACUGGAGUCUGACUCAGAUGAUGAAUUCAGUAGUGUUCAUGGAGACAACAUUCCCAAUGUAGGCUAUGCAAAUGGAAAUCUUAGAACUGGGCAAGUUCUUCAAUAUGAGUCCACAUCAUGCUUUGUGGAUAAUGGGAGUGAUGAGUUUGUUGCUAGGAGUAAGAAGCUAUUAGAUCGAUCCUUUAAGAGCUUCAAUUAUGUAAAGGAAAAGCGUAAUUCCUUAGAGAAGACUCAAGACAACAGUGCAAUAUUGAAGGCUGGCCUCCCACACCUGCUUCCUUCUCUGAGCUUCAAUGAUCUUAACUUACUAGCUAGUUCAGGACGACAAUCUCAGAGGAGAAAAUCAACAGUAAUCAGGCUUUCCUUCAAACGUAGAUCUUGUGAAGGGGAAGAGAGCAGGGCAUUGAAACGGUUCUUAUAUCGUCCCAGAGCGGGGCUUCUAAUUCCAUGUUCUUCUGGAGAGAAACUCACAGCAGGAUGUUGGGCAGAAGUUUCUCCUUCAAAAUUCAAUCUGCGUGGCGAGAGCUUCUUUAAAGAUAAGAAGAAAUCUCCAGCUCCAGAUGUCUGUCCUUAUAAGCCAUUUGGUGCUGACUUGUUUAUUUGUCAGAGAAAGAUUAAUCACAUUGCUCAACAUCUUGAACUUCCUUCUGCUAGGAUAGAGGGGAAAGUUCCUCCAAUUCUCAUUGUUAAUAUACAGGUGCCUACAUAUCCGGCAGCCAUAUUUGGGGGUGACAGUGAUGGGGAGGGAUUGAGUCUUGUCCUGUAUUUUAAGCUCUCUGAAAGCUUUGAGAAGGAAUUUUCUCCUCACUUCCAAGAUUGCCUCAAGAGAUUCAUUGAUGAUGAGAUGGAGAAAGUAAAAGGGUUUGCCAAAGAAACUAUGGUUCCUUUUCGAGAGAGGCUGAAAAUCAUUGCUGGCUUGGUUAAUCCUGAAGAUCUUAGCUUGAGUUCUACUGAAAGAAAGCUUGUGCAGUCUUAUAACGAAAAGCCUGUUCUUUCACGCCCACAGCACAAUUUUUACAAGGGUCAGAAUUACUUUGAGAUAGACUUGGAUGUUCAUCACUUCAGUUACAUAUCGAGAAAAGGGCUUGAAUCUUUCCGAGAACGACUGAAGAAUGGUAUAAUCGAUCUUGGUUUAACAAUUCAGGCACAGAAACCAGAGGAGCUGCCAGAGCGGAUGCUUUGCUGUUUGAGAUUGAACAAGAUCGACUUCGUUGAUCGUGGCAAAAUACCAACCAUUAUGUCCGUGGAUGAUCAGUGAGGUUCAUAAGGAAAUCUCACUAGAUCUCGAAAUGUAUAGCUAGUAUUGAGUGCGAAGAUGUUCUUUUCCUGAUGGAGUAUCCUAGCAUUACUACACUGCAUAUAUUGCUUGUGAUGGUUCCAGAUUAUACUAUAAAUACUACGUGUGUAUAUAUGCUCAAAUACAGUUCACCUUGUAUUUGGCUUUCUUAUGAACUUCUCUUCAGUAA
This is a messenger RNA of Beta vulgaris subsp. vulgaris (sugar beet), 2179 nucleotides long. RefSeq lists its product as hypothetical. The record is from RefSeq and is a predicted model, not a curated record. The coding region runs from base 397 to 1971 and encodes 524 amino acids. Lineage: Eukaryota; Viridiplantae; Streptophyta; Magnoliopsida; Caryophyllales; Amaranthaceae. The transcript has 11 exons.